Molecule: messenger RNA, 932 nt
Organism: Rana temporaria (common frog)
Lineage: Eukaryota; Metazoa; Chordata; Amphibia; Anura; Ranidae
Product: aquaporin-4-like
Exons: 3
Coding region: 349-777 (142 amino acids)
Biological process (GO): transmembrane transport
Cellular component (GO): plasma membrane
Molecular function (GO): water channel activity
Source: RefSeq, a predicted model, not a curated record
CAAGUGAAAUUGAAAUCAGGUUUCCAAAAAAUGUGGUUGUCACAGUUCAUUCAUGAUUUAGCAAGGGGAUAAUUACUUUUUUAAAUAGGGCCAGGCAAGUUUGGACAGGUUUUUUAAAUCAUGAUUUAAAACUGAAUUAUUUUUAGCUUUGUGUCAUAUUAAAAUUUGCUUGAUGAUCUGAAUCAUUUAAGUGUGACAAAUAUGCAAAAAAAAGGGAAGGAGAAAUAUACUUUUUCACAGCACUGUAAUUAUUUUUGAAUGGAAUUUUGACUGCAUUUGCAAAUUUACUUACUAUAGGUCUUUUCUUCACAGGUGAGUAGUGAAGGAAAUGCAGGACAGGCUGUGGGAAUGGAGAUCCUCUCAACAUUCCAGUUAGCUUUUACAAUCUUUGCUGUGGAUGAUCGAAGACGCAGGGACAUAGCAGAGCCAGGGAGUGUUGCCAUCGGCUUUUCUCUGAUAGCAGGUGCUUUAACAGCGGGCCCAUUCUCAGGUGGAAGUAUGAACCCAGCCAGAUCGUUUGGACCAGCCUUGCUCACAGGGUUUUGGGAACAUCACUGGGUGUACUGGAUUGGUCCUAUUCUUGGUGCUUUUCUAGCAGGUGCAUCAUAUGAAUUCUUCUUUGCAUCAAGUGCCUCAAGGGAAAAGCUUGUUGCCUGUCUCACGUGUAAGGAUAUUGAGAUGGUAGAAACAGCAAGUGUCUCUCGGUCUUCCCUCUCCAUGGCCACACAGACUGCAGGACGCACGCGCCAAGUGGAGCAAAAACAUGAGCCAAACUAACAGCAAGUGCAUAUUUUCAGGGAAACUGCUGUUUAUGGACAAUGGACAACAAAUUUUGACAAACAAAAUUUUAAUGUUAUAGGAAAAAUAAAUGUUACAACAUUUCAUAAAGAAAUAAUGUCACUUGGUACCAUAAUUGGUAUUAAUUAUAUUUG